Tripterygium wilfordii is the source of this 2919-nucleotide messenger RNA. RefSeq lists its product as uncharacterized. The record is from RefSeq and is a predicted model, not a curated record. The transcript has 6 exons. NCBI's taxonomy places the organism in Eukaryota, Viridiplantae, Streptophyta, Magnoliopsida, Celastrales, Celastraceae. Bases 1 to 2919 code for a protein of 972 amino acids.
AUGGAGAACGAACAGCAGAAAGAACUGAUCCAGAAGCAAAGCCAGGAAAUUACAGAUCUGAAAGAACAAAUGGCUAUGUUGAUUACUCAGAUGUCACAAUUUAUGAAAGGAAAAACAGUUACAGAAAGUUCAGCACAAAAAGGAGAGCCCAUGCUUCAGCUUUAUGACAACACGGCAAUGAACUUCUCAGGAAGUGCGCCGGUAGUUGGGCCAGCCCGGGAUGGUGGAUUUCCAUCACUGGAUUCCCAGCAGAAAACAUAUGUCAUGCCCGUAGAGGCUAAAGGGGAGCAAGGAAGAGGUCUUACUGUAGAGCAAUACAAAAAGAUGGAAAAAUGGAUGAAUUCAAUGGAAGGAUUUGGGCAUGUUGGUGCUUUAAGCCCACAUAAGCUAUGUUUGGUGAAAGAUCUGAUCAUUCCUCCUGAUUUCAAGCUUCCUGCUUUUACUCCCUUCGAUGGUACUGGAAUUCCUCUAGAUCAUCUGACCAUCUUAGAUCCGUCUUCUGUUGAGACCUGGGAGGAUCUGGCUAACUUAUUCCUUAAGAAGUAUGAGCAUAACAUGGAGAAGGUCCCUACCAUCUAUGAUCUUCAGUGUACUGUCAUGAAGGAAGGAGAAAGUUUUCGGGAUUGGGCCCAUAGAUGGAGAGACUUAGCAUCCCAGAUGCACCCUCCGUUGGCGGAACAAGAUCUGGUUAAUGCAUUCAUUGACGCACUUCGAGAGCCUUAUAUUUCAAAAAUUGCUGGAGGGGGGCAUGCAGGUUUAGGAGAAAUGAUUCGAGCAGGGGAACGUAUUGAGAGAUGCAUGCAAAGAGGAAAUAUUAGCAUUAGCGUCCCGAUGAUUGAGAAACCAGAGUAUCAGAAGGGAGGGAAGAUGAAGAAGAAGGAAAACGAGGUGCAUACCGUUAAUUAUAGCAGCAAUCCCACUUAUGGGUCUCCCACUUCUGAUUACAGGCCGCGAAGCAAUGCUCCCAGGCUGUCUAGUCCAUGUAACCACUACCCAAACUCAAAUUCCUACCCGCCACCUCAGCAUUCUUAUCAACCACCUCAGCAGACUUACCAACCACCUCAGCAAGCUUAUCGACCAUCUCAGCAAAAUUACCAGCCACCUCAGCAAGCUUACCAAACACCCCGCCAAAAUUACCAAAACUUUGAAAAUAACCCCAUACCCCUAAGGCAGAUAGAACAGUUCGCUCUGAUACCCAUGACUUAUGCCCAGUGUUACGACAAGUUAUUGUCUAAUUCAGCUAUUGCACCUAUCUCGGGAGGGGGACCCCAGAAUCCACCUUAUCCUCAUUGGUACAACCCUGAGGUGACGAAGCCCGAUGUGACCACUAAUCCUUUGCCGGAUCAUGGCAAUGGAGGUACCAAUGCUGUUGAGGGUUCAGGUGAGUUUAGGAGGAAAAUUGCAGAGGUAACUAUGUCUUUGAGUUUGGUGUUGGGUGCUUUGGAAAAUGAAGGACUUAUUAAAAGAGAGGAGUUGGACUUGACGUUGAGAUACGAUGGUUAUGAUGAGUUGAAGACUUAUUUGAUUGAUAGCAAGAAAGUAGUAUUUGGUGUGAAGUCAGGGUGCCCGAAUGCAGUCAAUGUUAUUGGGGAUGAAUUCUAUAAAGGACCAAGGCCUGGUGGGAGGACGAAGCCAAUUGUUUUGCAGUACUUUUUAGAAGAUCAACCAUUUGUCAAAAGUCCACAACCUUCAAAGCCUUCUUACGUGAGUGAUGUUCCAUGGGUAUACGAGAAAAAUGAUCCUGGGGUUACUGUGGAUAAUAUCUCAGGGGUGAGUAGGAUAACCCGAACUGGACGGGUUUACUCUCGAGAGGAGUCAAGUGACCCAGUGAUAGGAGCAGAAAUUGAAAGGAAAAGGAAGGGAAAGGAUGUUGUGGGAGCGGAAGAGAAUUUGAAAGAUUUGAAGAGAGACCAGAUUGUAUGCGAAGAAGUUAAGAAAGCAGUGACUGAUGGAGAAAUGCAGGAGUUUCUGAAGAUUGUCCGUCAAAGCGAAUAUAUGAUUGUAGACCAACUGAAAAAGACCCCAGCAAGGAUUUCCAUCCUGGAAUUAAUCAUGAGUUCGGAGCCACAUCGUAAGGUGUUGUUGAGAAUGUUAAAUCAGGCCUAUGUGCCAGAAAAGAUACCGACAGAAUCUUUUGACGGGAUCGUCGGAAAUGUGCUCGCAACUCACUUAUUAUCAUUUACUGAAGAGGAGAUUCCAGGUGAAGGGAUGGGCCAUAACAAGGCGUUGCAUAUUUCUGCCAUGUGUAGGGGUUUUGAAGUGGCGAGUAUUUUGAUUGACAAUGGAUCGUCGUUGAAUAUCUUGCCAAAUGAGACUUUUGAUAGGCUGCCAAUUGAUAGAUCAUAUUUGAAGCAAGUACUAGUGGUGGCCAAAGCAUUCGAUGGAACCAAGAAGGAGAUAAUGGGGGAGAUCGAGGUCCCUUUGGAGAUCGCAAAUGUUACAUUCAAUGUCCCCUUUAUGGUGAUGGAUAUAUCGCCGACUUACAGUUGCCUAUUAGGUAGGCCGUGGAUCCAUACUGCUGGUGCAGUACCAUCGUCUUUACAUCAGAAUCUCAAAUUUGCUCACGGAGGAAGAGUUUACAUUGUUAAGGGCCAGUCGAAAUGGAUGGUGGCUAGCGUUUCAAACUCACUCCAUAUUGAUGCGCCCCUGCAGGGGAUUGAAAGCUCAUUUCAAUCCUUUGAGAUUGCUACUACUAGUAUUGUGAAGGAAGAGCAGUUUCUGGUCAAUCCUCUCAAUGCAGGGGCAAUUCCAAGGAAAUUGAUCCUUAAUCUUCCUGUUGAUCAGGUAGAAACGAGUCGAACUGGGGCAAAUUUUGGAGAGCUGUGUGAGCAGUUGGAAGGUUUUCAUGUUGCUUUUAUAGAAGAGGGUCAGAACUUUGCUGCUAAGUCUUAUUAUGUCAUCCCUCGGCCUCCAGAAUGA